GCAAUCAUAGAGCUGAUGGGUGAAGAAAUCAAGAAGGAAGGAGAAGAUCAAAAGAAGGAAGAAACCAAACAAGAACAGGAGGAACCAACUGAAUCAGCUGCAGCAGCAACAGAAGAAGAAAAGAAACAAGACAGUAAGAAGAAUGAAGAGGAGUCACCCUCAGAGAUUGUUCUUAAAGUGGAUAUGCAUUGUGAAGCCUGUGCUAGAAAAGUCGCCCGAGCCCUCAGAGGGUUCCAGGGAGUGGAGACUGUGACAACGGAUAGCAGAGCAGGGAAGGUGGUGGUGAAAGGGAAAGAGGUAGAUCCUUUGAAAGUGUGUGAGAGAUUACAGAAGAAAAGUGGGAGAAAAGUGGAGCUAAUCUCGCCAUUGCCUAAGCCUCCUGAACAACAACCUAAAGAAGAUGAGAAACAGCCAAAGGAGGAGAAAAAGGAGGAGGCCACCCCCCCACCUCCAGCAGUGGUAACAGUGGUACUGCAAGUCCAGAUGCAUUGUGAGGCUUGUGCUCAAGGUUUAAGGAAGCGGAUCAGGAAGAUCAAAGGUGUAGAGUCCGUGGAAACAGAACCGUCCAACAAUAGGGUGAUCGUAAAAGGGGUUAUGGAUGCUACGACGCUGGUCAACGAGGUCUCGAAGAGAACCAGAAAGCCAGCUUCCAUAGUAGUGAAGGAAGAAGAAAAGAAGGAAGAGGAGAAGAAGGAAGUGGAAAAACCAGCAGCUGAAGAGAAACCAGAGGAGAAGAAAGAGACACAGGAAGAAGAUGAUAAGAAGUUUGAUAUCAAAAGGUUUGAGCAUUGGCCAACCAAACACUACACUGAGUACGCAUAUUAUUACCCUGAACGGAUUUUCAGCGAUGAGAACCCCAAUGGCUGUUCAAUAAUGUAGUAUCUCACUGCACUUCCAUUUUGUAGUUUGGCUGAAUUUGCCGUUUUGUAUCUUCUGAGAUACUUGUAUCCGUGUUAAUGUAUGUGAUGUUAAUGGCUAAUGGUAAUCUCUCCAAUGGUUUCACAUUUUCAA
Molecule: messenger RNA, 1011 nt
Organism: Cucurbita moschata (crookneck pumpkin)
Lineage: Eukaryota; Viridiplantae; Streptophyta; Magnoliopsida; Cucurbitales; Cucurbitaceae
Product: heavy metal-associated isoprenylated plant protein 7-like
Exons: 5
Coding region: 16-879 (287 amino acids)
Molecular function (GO): metal ion binding
Source: RefSeq, a predicted model, not a curated record